AGGAGCUGCCACUUCCUGGAGGCGCCGGCCGGGGCCGCUCUCUGCACUUAGAUCCGGAGCCGGGAGCCCGCGGCCGCCGCCAUGUCCCAUCAGACCGGCAUCCAAGCAAGUGAAGAUGUUAAAGAUAUCUUUGCAAGAGCAAGAAAUGGAAAAUACAGGCUUCUAAAAAUAUCUAUUGAAAAUGAGAAACUUGUGAUUGGCUCAUGUAGUCAGCCUUCAGAUUCCUGGGAUAAGGAUUAUGAUACCUUGGUUUUACCCCUACUGGAGGACAAACAACCGUGCUAUAUACUAUUCAGGUUAGAUUCUCAGAAUGCCCAGGGAUAUGAAUGGAUAUUCAUUGCUUGGUCUCCAGAUCAUUCUCAUGUUCGGCAAAAAAUGCUGUACGCAGCAACAAGAGCAACUCUGAAAAAGGAGUUUGGAGGCGGCCACAUUAAAGAUGAGGUGUUCGGGACAGUAAAGGAAGAUGUAUCAUUACAUGGAUAUAAAAAAUACUUACUCUCACAAUCAUCUCCCGCCCCAUUGACUGCAGCUGAGGAAGAAUUACGACAAAUUAAAAUUAAUGAGGUACAAACUGAUGUGGGUGUGGACACUAAGCAUCAAACACUACAAGGAGUAGCAUUUCCGAUUUCUCGAGAAGCUUUCCAGGCUUUGGAAAAAUUAAGUAACAGACAGCUCAACUAUGUGCAAUUGGAAAUAGAUAUAAAAAAUGAAAUUAUAAUUUUGGCCAGUACAACAAAUACAGAGCUAAAAGAUUUGCCAAAGAGGAUUCCCAAGGAUUCAGCACGUUACCAUUUCUUUCUGUAUAAACAUUCCCAUGAAGGAGACUAUUUGGAGUCCAUAGUUUUUAUCUACUCAAUGCCUGGAUACACAUGUAGUAUAAGAGAACGGAUGCUGUAUUCUAGCUGCAAGAGCCCUCUGCUAGAAAUUGUAGAAAGACAGUUACAAAUGGAUGUCAUUAGAAAGAUCGAGAUAGACAAUGGGGAUGAGUUGACAGCAGAUUUCCUUUAUGAAGAAGUACACCCAAAGCAGCACGCACAUAAGCAAAGUUUUGCAAAACCCAAAGGUCCUGCAGGAAAGAGAGGAAUUCGAAGACUUAUUAGAGGUCCGGCUGAAAGUGAAGCCACUGCUGAUUAAAAUCAUUAUAUUAAACAUUA
Suricata suricatta (meerkat) is the source of this 1154-nucleotide messenger RNA. RefSeq names its product twinfilin actin binding protein 1 (gene TWF1). Gene Ontology annotation, cellular component: cytoplasm; myofibril; actin filament. The coding region runs from base 82 to 1134 and encodes 350 amino acids. Lineage: Eukaryota; Metazoa; Chordata; Mammalia; Carnivora; Herpestidae. Gene Ontology annotation, molecular function: actin monomer binding; actin filament binding. The transcript is spliced from 9 exons. The record is from RefSeq and is a predicted model, not a curated record. Gene Ontology annotation, biological process: regulation of lamellipodium assembly; actin filament depolymerization; barbed-end actin filament capping.